Cephus cinctus (wheat stem sawfly) is the source of this 3226-nucleotide messenger RNA. It is a transcript of the gene Sap-r, whose product is annotated as prosaposin. The transcript has 14 exons. Gene Ontology annotation, biological process: sphingolipid metabolic process. Lineage: Eukaryota; Metazoa; Arthropoda; Insecta; Hymenoptera; Cephidae. The record is from RefSeq and is a predicted model, not a curated record. The coding region runs from base 225 to 2945 and encodes 906 amino acids. Gene Ontology annotation, cellular component: lysosome.
CAAAAGCUGGAGUACUUUGUUGCGUGAGUUGUUUUUCAGAGGAAAAGAACGUUGACAACAGCGAGUGCGCUUUAUCUACAGUGACAGGAAGUCGGCCAGUCAUCUUCAGUUAAUAUUGGGAGUGGAUCAUUUGUGGGAGAGAGGCUUAUUUUGAGGACGAAGAGCAAUUUUUUUCGCGUAUUUCGUGAACAACCUCAAAUUAGUCUGAGGGAAUCCAGAGAAGAAUGAAGGCAAUAUUAUUCGCGCUUUGCGCGACACUGGCUGUAACAACUGCCAGAGUGGUAAUUAAUUCGGAGGGACAGGAAACACCUCAUCUUUUAGGCUCUAAAGCCUGUACUUGGGGACCAUCAUAUUGGUGUCAGGAUUUGAAGUCUGCAGCAGGGUGCAAUGCUACGAAGCAUUGUAUUUCGAAGGUGUGGGAAUCAAUGACAGUUCCUGAGGACAAAGAUGAUGUCUGUGGAAUUUGCAAGGAUAUGGUGCAACAAGCACGCGAUCAAUUGGAAAGCAAUGAAACUCAAGAGGACUUAAAACUUGUUUUUGAAGGCAGUUGUGCGCUUAUCCACAUAAAGCCGAUUGUCGAAGAAUGCGACAAAUUGGUAGAUCAGUUCAUUCCUGAACUCGUGGAGACUUUGGCGUCCCAGAUGAACCCCUCUGUUGUCUGUUCCGUUGCUGGACUCUGCAACUCGGCUCACAUAGACAAGCUGUUGUUGGAAUAUCACAACACAAUGAAAGAAGUGGAUGAAAUUAAACCUAAAUCUUUGGCUAAUGAUGAACUGGAACCAGAUGAGUGCUCUAAGUGUUACACGAUCGCGACGCACAUGCAGGAUAAAUUCACCCAUACAUCUCGCGACAAUAUUUUGGAGAGGAUGCUCCACGUCUGCGGUCGUAUGGACUCCUACUCCGAUGCCUGCUCUUCCAUAAUCUUAACUUAUUUCAAUGACAUCUAUGCGCAUCUUCAAGAGAACUUCAACGCGGCCAACAUUUGUCAUUUGUCAGGCCAAUGCAGUGCAAAGUUCCACAAGCAUGAAAAUGAUGACGAUAAGAAGCCUUUGGAAGUUGAAAUUCGACCACUGUCCAGUGUGGGUAUGGUCGAGGUCAGUGAUGAUCUUCCUUGUAAAUUGUGUGUACAACUGGUAUCACACUUGAGGGAUCUUCUGGUAGCUAACACGACAAUGAACGAGUUCCAGAUAGUCCUCGAAGGACUUUGCAAACAGACUAGAUCGUUCGCCACAGAGUGCAAGGCGAUCGUCGAUGAGUAUUACAAAGAAAUUUACGUUUACUUAACAAUGGGACUGAAUGGCAAUGCCGUAUGUGAAAUGGCAAGUAUUUGUCCGGCUCCAGGCAACUCAGCUUUAAAUGGACCUAUUUGGCCACUAAUUCAUGAGAAACCAGCUCAGAUUGGACUUGAAAUUAUGAACAAGAAGAAACAGAAUCUUGGGGAAAAUGGCGCUGGAAUUAGAAAUGUACAUAAGAAUACGGAAGCAGAAGAAAUGCAACUUCCACUUGAAAGAUUCUAUGUGCCUUUCGGUAAUCUUGGAUUGCCACAGACUGGUGCUCAGGGCAAACAGACCUGCGCCUUAUGUGAAUACUUCUUACACUAUGUUCAGGAAGCUAUCACAGAUCCAGUUACGGAGAGUAAAGUGAAAAACAUUAUUGGGGAAAUUUGCGAAAAAUUACCAAAGAGCGUGCAUGGUGAAUGCCAACAAUUCGUAGACACUUAUGGCGAUGCUGUAGUAGCGAUCCUAGCCCAAGAAAUAGAUCCUUCUCAGGUCUGCCCGAUGAUUCAUGUAUGUCCAUCACAGUCCUUCUUGGAGGCUUGGGAGACAAUUCCUAAAGAGAUGGUGCUCGAAAGUGAUGUCAAAGAUAAGCCUAGUUGUCCACUGUGUCUCCUUGCUGUUACUCAAUUGUACAAUGUCAUUAAGGACAACAAAACCGAAAAUAGCAUACGGAACGCACUGUCCAAAUUGUGCAUUCAUUUACCUAACGACUUGUCUGAGGAGUGCAAGGAUUUGGUCAAGAUUUACAGCGACGAACUCAUCGAGCUGCUAAUUGCUGACCUUACGCCGCAGGAAGUGUGUGUAUACAUUAAGUUAUGCGAUCCUAGCAAAAACACUGGAGUGUCAGAUGAUUUGCCAAACGAAUUGGUUCCUACGAACUUCUUCCCGCUGGACAACGAUGGUGAAAUCAUGACAAAUGAAAUCCCCGACUUCCCACUACAUCCGGUUCCCCACAAGAAGGUGGCCGAUGAUACAAAGUGUGUCGUUUGUGAGUUCGUUAUGCAAUAUAUAGAAAAGUCUUUGAAGAAUAAGAAAAACAAGGAUGAAAUAGAAAAAGUUGUGCACGGCGUAUGCAAUUAUCUGCCUAAGACCAUUGCGAAUGAAUGUAAUGAUUUUGUUACGGAGUAUGCUGAUAUUGUCAUUGAUCUUCUAUCUCAAGAGGUUGAGCCCAAAGAAGUCUGCACAAUGAUUGGUUUAUGCCAAGCCGAUAUGCAGAAAAUCCAAGAAUCCGUUGCUGAGUGCGCUCUUUGUCAAGCAAUUAUAUCGGCCAUUGAUAAACUACUCGCUAAUCCAACCAUAGAUAAUGACAUUGAACAAGCAGUUGCGAAAGUGUGCAAGUAUCUUCCAGCUAGUAAACAAUCGAAGUGCACCAUGUUGAUGGAAGUUUAUGAGCAGAGUAUAAUAAAUAUACUGAGAUCCUAUGGUGACACCAAGAAGAUCUGUAGCAAGUUGGCACUAUGUUCUGCCAGUGAUUAUUUAGCGAUGUCUCAUUUAAAUCCCAGAAAACGACGUUCUUAUAGUUAUGGUCAAAAGCCUUGCACAUGGGGAAAAUCAUAUUUGUGUUCUACCGAUGAAGUUGCUGCCGAAUGCAAUGUUGUUGACUAUUGCAAGGAGAAGGUCUGGAAAGCGGAAUCUGCAUCUGCUGCAAACCAGAAGAUAGCAGUGUAAUACGAAGUGAUGAAGAUACGCUAUAAGUGUCCUAGCCAUAAUAAAUAAUCAUUUGCAAUUUAUAAUAACUAUACGACUAAUGUUUAUAAUAAUGCAACAUAACUACAGAUUAGUUGAAUAUAAAUAUUAUCCUAUCAACGCGAAAUUCAGGAUAACAAUGAGGAGAGCUAUUCAUGAAUGUUGUUUGGAACCAAAAAUUAUUCAUAGUGCGCAUAUGCUUAAUGCGAUGUAGGCACAAGAUCUGCUGCAAAUAAAUAUGAAUACCAUACUGUCCUUUAUAA